AUGUCCAAUCCAGCCACGCCAAGACUGAGCGUGCGCGGCGGGGCCGUGGUGCUGAGGGGUGUAACGCUGUUCUUGGCUGCCGCCAAGAACCACAGGGCCUGCACGAUCCACGCCAAUAGUAAACAAGGCAAGGGCAAAGCAGGCAAGGGCAUGACUGAUAAGGACAUGUGCAAGUGCUCGCCCAAACUGCUGGAGUUGGCCAGAAGAGACAACUUGUUUACGAGAAACGAAGUCGAGGCGCUCUAUAAGAUUUACAAGAAAUUAAUAACUUUCAACAAAACUACCUCAAAGGGGAAUGCGACACAAAAUUCCGGCUCAUCCGUUAUUGGAAAACCUACAACAGUGUCGGAG
This is a messenger RNA of Anoplophora glabripennis (Asian longhorned beetle), 351 nucleotides long. RefSeq lists its product as uncharacterized. The transcript is spliced from 2 exons. The record is from RefSeq and is a predicted model, not a curated record. The annotation marks the transcript as partial. Lineage: Eukaryota; Metazoa; Arthropoda; Insecta; Coleoptera; Cerambycidae.